This is a messenger RNA of Rhopalosiphum maidis (corn leaf aphid), 1016 nucleotides long. RefSeq lists its product as uncharacterized. Lineage: Eukaryota; Metazoa; Arthropoda; Insecta; Hemiptera; Aphididae. The record is from RefSeq and is a predicted model, not a curated record. The coding region runs from base 18 to 1016 and encodes 332 amino acids. The transcript has 5 exons.
CAAAGGUGAAAAAAUUGAUGUCAACGUUUCAGCAGAAGAAAAAUUAUAUUAUACAUUACCGGAACCUACAGCAGGCAAUUGAAAAUGGGUUAAUAGUUGAAAAAGUGCAUAGAGUUUUAGAAUUUAGCCAGUCUGCAUGGUUGGCGGAUUACAUUAACUUAAACACAGAGAUGAGGAAGAAGGCACAGAACGACUUUGAGAAAGACUUUUUCAAAUUAAUGAAUAAUGCGGUAUUUGGGAAGACUAUGCAAUCGAAAAGAAAGGAAAUGAAGAUGGAGUUGGUGUCGUGUGAGAGACGAUUACAAAAACUUAUUAAUAAGACGACAUUUAAACAUGCUACCAACUAUAACGAAAACCUGAACGCGGUGGCACUAGAAAACAAAAUAAUCAAAUUUGAUAAGCCUAUAUAUAUUGGAUUUGCUGUUCUUGACAUUUCCAAGACGAAGAUGUACGAUUAUCACUACAACGUAAUGCAGAAGCACUAUGGUGAUAAUAUCAAACUUAUGUAUACUGAUACUGAUUCGUUGGUAUACCAUAUUAAAACUGAAGAUUUUUACAAAGACUUGAUUGAGAAUCCCAACUUGAUGGAUAGAUUAGACACGUCGGACUUGCCUCCUAUCCAUCCGUGCUACACUACAGCUAGGAAGAAGGUGCCCGGGUUUUUCUCUGAUGAAGCAAAAGGACAUAUAAUGACAGAGUUUUGUGCACUACGUGCAAAAUCAUACGCGUACAACAUAUAUACAGGAGAAGAGGAUGUGGUGAGAGAGCAGAUCAAGGCGAAGGGUGUAAGACAGCAUGUGGUUAAAAACCAUAUGACGUUGGAGGAUCAUGUUAAGUGUUUGUUCGGAGAUGAAAGUCUUGAUAAAUAUACAGAAAAUGUAUCCAUUCGCUCAUUCAAACACCAGCUAAUUACAAUCAAAACAAAUAAAUUGACAUACAACAACUACGAUGACAAAAGAGUGGUGCUAGACGAUAAAAUACAUACAUUGGCUCACGGUCAUUAUAGUUUAGAGUAA